This is a messenger RNA of Anastrepha obliqua, 1844 nucleotides long. RefSeq lists its product as uncharacterized. The record is from RefSeq and is a predicted model, not a curated record. NCBI's taxonomy places the organism in Eukaryota, Metazoa, Arthropoda, Insecta, Diptera, Tephritidae. Bases 109 to 1578 code for a protein of 489 amino acids. The transcript has a single exon.
UGCACAUUGCAAAGUGUAGUGUAAACAAACAAUUUGGUAUAGGCAAUAUUAGAAGAGUUUAAUUCUAUAAAGUGAAAUAACAACUUAAUUGCAAUAGUAUCUUUAAAUAUGGGUGGCUGUCGCUGUGCAUUUCGUGAUUGUCCUGUUGGGACUUGUAAAUUUCCCGGCAUGCAUUUCUUCCACUUCCCCAUAAACGACCCGGAGCGCUACAUUCGAUGGUUGAGCUUAGCCGACACGAUGCAAUAUCUUGAUAUGCCACUGACUUUUCAAAGAAACCGAGUAGUUUGUGCAAGACAUUUCCGAGUUGAAUGCUUUAAAAAUUAUAGAAGAGACCGGAUAAUGCCCAAAAAGUCGGUGGAACCCACACUCAUGCCACUCAAUGAAGAUAUGGCGUUAGACUACUCUAAAGCGGCUGAAAAUGGUGGGCCUGAGUUAAUAAAAAUACCAACCUGCACUAUUAAACAUUUGAUUCCACCCCCGAGUUAUACCUUCCCCUUUACACUGCACGACAACUUGAUUCCAAGUGAGUACAUCGCUAAAAAAAAUAUUACUUUGGGAAAUCCUGACGAAGCUAAGCUGCAAAGUAAAAAGAGAAACUGGGAUGCAGUAAAAGAAGUUGAGGAUACUAAAAUUCCAAAAAAAAUGAAGAUAUUAAAUUCCGGGGCCAGAAGUAUACCUGCUACAACCAGGGAAAUAACAUUACCACAUACAAUUAUGAAAAUAGAUAUCGGUGAUAACUGUUCUAUGCUGGAUCUUCCUGUCAACUCAGAUGCAAAUAUUUUACAAGAAGAAUUAGAUGAGGCAACAGCGUUUGAUGACGAACAAUACGAUUUAGUUCAGCACGAAACUUGUGUAGAUGAACGGGAUAUUGAAAUUCAAGACGACAAUAUUUUGCUUAAUGAGGAUUAUGAAGAUCUAAUGAAGCAGCUGGAAGAUAAAGAUGAUGAAAAGUGUGAAGAAACAAUGGAGGAAAUGGCUGAACGCAUAAAACAGCUGGAGGAGGAACUCGAGAAAUCUAGAGAAGAAUUAAAAAACAAAACAAAUACUUUGAAUAGUACCAAAACGGAAUUGAGAAAAGUGAAGACCAAAUUGAAAGCUCAUGAAAAUGAGCUAGAAUUAAAAAACAAAUCAUCAGAAGAAAAUCUUCGUCUACAAAAAGAGAACGCCCAAUUACGUGAAAAAUGCAAAGAAUAUGAGAAACAAAACAAACAAAAAGAAAUAAAUGGAGUAACUACAAGCCAAGCAACAUCAUCAGUCGUAAUAGAAACUGGCGCUGCCAGCCGCCGAUUGCCUGCAGCUGCAGCCAAUAACGCUCUAUCAAAAGCACAACUUUUUAAUGGUGUUAAAAAGUAUAUUUCAUCUUCAAUGCUUGCAUUAUUGCGUAUGGAGAUGUUCGCUAGUGCUGAUCGUAAUUGGAAACCAGAUGAAAGACGAGUAGCAAUAGACUUACUACAACUUGGCGAGGAAGUAUAUAAAUAUAUAAGCGAUGAAUGGCGUUUCCGUUUGCCAGCAAUGACAGAAGUACGGUUGUGGCUUGACGAUACUACGAAUUCUGUCGAUGAUGAAGAAGACCUUUAGUCAUUGAUAAGACAAGUUUUUUGAAUUAGUUAUUAAAUUAGAACUAUAUUUGAUAAAGGUUUAUUAAUGAACUACACUAUUUCAUAAGGAAUAUGUUGGUCCUCUCUAGCCUUCAAUGCGCCAAUGUUUCAUCGAGAGCAGUUGUGGCUAUCGGCUGAUCCAAGUUGCAGAUAAUUGAUGUAUUCUAUAGAAUAGAAAAGAGUGUAUGUAUGUAUAUAUUCUUUUAUAACUUGGAAUAAAAAACAUAAUUUUUCAAUGUCUAUAUA